UUGAAGCUUUUAGUUAUGGAGCAUGUAAUUAUAAAAGUUAUGAAAUUCGUGGCAGAGAGGAUAUGGAUAUUGAUCAAACAUUUAUGGUUACAACAAAAUCUGACAUCAUGUCAUUUGGUUUAAUGUUUUAUUUUUUCCUUCAUUUUGAAAUUGAAUUUAAUGAAUUAAAUAUAUCAGAAUCUUACAAUAUAAUUGAUCAAAAUUUAAUUAAUUUCCAUCAAAGUAUUACUAAAAGUAGCAAUUAUUUAGACAGAGUUAUUAAGGCUUGCACUCAUUAUGAACCAACAGAACGUCCGUCAGCAUGGGCAAUAAUUAAUUUUAUUGAGAACAGAUGUCACGUAUUUGCUAGCGAAGAACAAGAAGAAUAUGAAAUUAUUUGCGAAGAAUUAGAAAAUUAA
Molecule: messenger RNA, 398 nt
Organism: Meloidogyne enterolobii
Lineage: Eukaryota; Metazoa; Nematoda; Chromadorea; Rhabditida; Meloidogynidae
Source: the annotation of a GenBank genome assembly